Molecule: messenger RNA, 1843 nt
Organism: Rosa chinensis
Lineage: Eukaryota; Viridiplantae; Streptophyta; Magnoliopsida; Rosales; Rosaceae
Product: protein Brevis radix-like 2
Exons: 5
Coding region: 427-1530 (367 amino acids)
Source: RefSeq, a predicted model, not a curated record
UUGCCCAAAUCUCAAUGUCCCCAGGAAGCAACAAAAAGAGAGAGAGAGUGACAGAUACUCAAAGAGUCAAUUCCUUUCUAUUUUAUCUCGAGGUGGUAUAAGUUUUCCAAGUCAUUCCGAUCCAAAACCAAAACAGAGGCCCUCACAAAUCGCCACCCCUUGUCGUCUUUCAUUCUUUAACGGUCACCUGAACCCACCCCUCCCCCCGGCUCUCUCCGCUUAUCUGUCACUGUGAGAAGACUAUGAGUGUAACGCACCAGUCUCCAUAGCCCACUACUAUACAAUACCGAGGCCACUCUCUCUCUUUCACUCACUAUGUGGAGGUUGGUUUGUUUGAGAUCAAAUUCUUCACCGAGAAUGAGAUCUUCAGCUUAUUAGCUCCGGCUGUGACUCUGGCUAAAUCCUAGAUUCAAUUCCGAUUCCGAGAUGCUGACGUGUAUUUCCUGCUCCUCCAAGCAGCUCAACAAUGGAUCUCUACCGCACCAGGAUGACGACGACGGCGUUGUCGCCACUCCGAGGACGAAGCAAGCUCUCAAGGCUCUCACCGCUCAGAUCAAGGACAUGGCAUUGAAGGCCUCGGGAGCCUACAAGAACUGCAAGCCGUGUUCGAGGCCGUGCGGGGAUCACCGGAACCGGAACUGUGCGGAUUCCGAUACGGCGUCGGAGUCGGCGAAGUUCCACUGCUCGUACCGGAGAACCGGGAGCUCGAAUUCGACGCCGAGGCUGUGGGGGAAGGAGAUGGAGAGCAGGCUGAAGGCGCUUUCGAGCGGCGAAGGGACGCCGGCGUCGGUGAGUGGGAGGACUGAGUCUGUGGUGUUGAUGGAGGAUGAUGAGCCAAAGGAAUGGGAAGCGCAAGUGGAGCCGGGUGUGCUCAUCACUUUUGUUUCUCUGCCCCAAGGAGGAAAUGAUCUGAAGCGCAUUCGAUUCAGCCGGGAACUGUUUAACAAAUGGCAAGCUCAGAGGUGGUGGGCAGAGAAUUAUGACAAGGUCAUGGAAUUAUACAAUGUGCAAAGGUUCAAUCACCAAGAAGUCCCACUUCCAACCCCACCUAGAGAUGAAGAUGAGAGUUCAAAGGUUGAAUCUUCUAGGGAAAGUCCCGUGACUCCCCCAAUGGGCAAAGAACGCCUGCCCCGCAACUUCCACCGGCCAAUGGGCGUGGGGUACUCUUCAUCAGAUUCACUUGAUCACCAUCCAAUGCAAUCCCGUCACUACUGUGACACCAGUGGUUUAGCUUCAACUCCUAAACUUUCCAGCAUAAGUGGAGUCAAAACUGAGUCGUCAUCAAUAGAUGGUUCUAUAAGGAGUAGUUCAGAGGCAGAUCGCUCAGAGGUUUCAAUUAGCAAUGCCAGCGAUAUGGAGACUGAAUGGGUUGAGCAGGAUGAACCAGGAGUGUACAUCACUAUCAGAGCAUUGCCAGGUGGUGGUCGGGAGCUCAGACGUGUCCGGUUCAGCCGAGAAAAGUUUGGUGAAAUGCAUGCGAGAUUGUGGUGGGAAGAGAAUAGGGCCAGGAUUCAGGAGCAGUACUUAUGACUUAGAAGUUAGCACAUCUUUGACAUGGCGGUGCAUGGCAAUUGCAUUCCUCUUGAAAAUGACAUUUAAAGCAGCUGUAUGUUCUUAGGCUCAAAUCUCAUCAGAAAAGCUUUCAUGUAGCAAUUAUGUCCCGGUUAUUUACUUUGGUCUAUAUCUUUGUGAAUUAUGGGUUUCUUUUUUAAUUUUUCGCUAAAUGUUAGUUUCUUGGGAAUUUGGUGAAUGGGUGUGGACAAUGGAUCUGAUGAGAAAUGUUUUCUCACCAGAAUGAAAAAUUUCAUUUUAAUGAUAUAUACUUUUCAUAUUACUCAUAGAG